CUACGUGCCGCGGAUAAUCGGGCCUCCUAACUAUUGAACGGGCUGGCCAGCAACAUGCGUAGCACAGGGGUUUGCCUACCCCCAGCCCAACACGUUGAUGCUGACUCGUAGUUCUUAAUAAAGUUGUUAUAUAACCAACGAUCGUCUCUGGUUACUGGUAGGAAUGACACCAGCAUCUCCAUCCAGACUUUCACAAUGCUGACAACCUCGUUGACAUUGCUGACCGCAUGCCUUGCCCUGCCCGAGAUAGCACACGCAGGCUUCAUCCUUGGCUCCCAGUCCAAUAUUGCCGUUUACUAUGGUCAAAACUCAUUGGGGAAGAAAGGCUCUCAACAACGUUUGAGCGCUUAUUGUUCCGACUCCAAGUUCAAUAUCAUCCCAUUGGCCUUCAUGAAUGGCAUCUCGACACCCAUCACAAAUUUCGCCAAUGCUGGAGACAACUGCACUGUAUAUAGUGGUACUCAGUUGUUAAAUUGCCCACAGCUGGAACAGGACAUCAUAUUAUGUCAAAACACCUAUCAAAAGACAAUCAUUCUCUCGCUAGGUGGUGCAACCUACAGCGAAGGUGGCUUUUCCUCACCAACUGCCGCGCAGACCGCGGCGGCGAACGUAUGGGAUCUGUUCGGGCCGAACAAUGGUGCUGCCAACCGUCCCUUCGGAUCUGCUGUCGUGGACGGCUUUGACUUUGACUUCGAAGCUAGUACGCAGAACGCUGCACCCUUCGCACAAAAGCUGCGGGAUCUGAUGGACGCCGCUCAUAACAAGAAGUAUUACCUGACGGCGGCACCACAAUGCCCAUACCCAGACUUGGCGCAAGAAGAAAUACUACUCAAUGUCAAAUUAGAUUUUGUCAUGGUACAGUUCUAUAAUAACUACUGCGGCGCUUUAUCAUUCGAUACAGACGUUGUAACCCAGGACAACUUCAAUAUGGAAAGGUGGGAUACGUGGGCCAGAUCAACGAGCAAAAAUGACAAAGUGAAGAUCUUGCUGGGCGUUCCGGCGAACACGGGUGCUGGAGCAGGAUAUCUAAGCGCCACUGAAUUGACGCCUGUGAUCAAUUACUGCAAGCAGUUCAGCAGUUUCGGCGGGGUCAUGAUGUGGGAUAUGAGCCAAAUGGUAGCAAAUGUCGGUUUUCUUGAUGGCGUAUACGCUGCGCUAUCUAGGGCCGCCGCCUCAGGCUCAACCAUCAUUCAAGUAGGGUCUUCAUCCUCAACAACCGCGAACUCCGGGUCAGUGGUUACGUCUACAACGAGACGAACAACCACGACAACAACUACCAGAGCACCUGGCGCUUCAACGUCGACAAGCACCUCGAGGUUGAUCGCCUCUACCAACUCGCCGGAACAGCCAAGCACGUUACCAGGCACUUCAGGAAUAUGUAACUGUCCACUCCAAACGAUCGUCACAGUGACCGCAACAGUCUUCACGACGUCUGCACCUACAGCACUGACAAAUACGAGUACAGCGAGGACGUCGACCACACCAGCCACAUCAACUACCUCAAGUGUAUCCACGAGGACGACGGCAACGUCUGUUUCGCAAGCAUCCGCCGCGGGUACAGUCGCAGCGGUCAACCAGUGGCAGCAAUGCGGUGGCAGGGGAUACACUGGGCCGACACAAUGCAGGGCUCCAUACAAGUGUGUAUCUGCCAGUGAAUGGUGGGCAGAUUGCCGAUGAAGUUAGGCGAGGUUCACGUCGAAAGGAUGUUUUUUUCUUCUUUUCUUUUUUCGUUUACAUCGGAGUUUCACCGUGAUGCAUCAUAUGUAAC
Messenger RNA from Truncatella angustata, 1768 nucleotides. RefSeq names its product glycoside hydrolase superfamily. Gene Ontology annotation, molecular function: chitinase activity; cellulose binding. The transcript is spliced from 3 exons. The coding region runs from base 196 to 1677 and encodes 493 amino acids. Gene Ontology annotation, biological process: carbohydrate metabolic process. Gene Ontology annotation, cellular component: extracellular region. The record is from RefSeq and is a predicted model, not a curated record. Lineage: Eukaryota; Fungi; Ascomycota; Sordariomycetes; Amphisphaeriales; Sporocadaceae.